Nannospalax galili (Upper Galilee mountains blind mole rat) is the source of this 1726-nucleotide messenger RNA. It is a transcript of the gene Ddah2, whose product is annotated as dimethylarginine dimethylaminohydrolase 2. The transcript is spliced from 7 exons. Gene Ontology annotation, molecular function: amino acid binding; dimethylargininase activity. NCBI's taxonomy places the organism in Eukaryota, Metazoa, Chordata, Mammalia, Rodentia, Spalacidae. Gene Ontology annotation, biological process: arginine metabolic process; positive regulation of nitric oxide biosynthetic process. Bases 683 to 1540 code for a protein of 285 amino acids. The record is from RefSeq and is a predicted model, not a curated record.
AGUUUAGGGGUGCUGGGUUCCAUUCCUGGGGUGUGCAGAUAACCCGCACUUGGGUGAGAAGCUGGGCGGGGUAGACGGGUGGAAGAUGGACAUGGGGUACCGGAUUCUGGAGCCUGGAGUGGCGUCUGCACCCCCAGAACCACGCCCCCCCGUCUCCCCGCCCCUCGGAUUUCGUUUUGGACCUCUCCCAGUCCUCCGGGACGAGGUCUGGUUUAUACUGGGUCGCGCUCCGGGCAGAGUGACCGGCCAGGGUGGAGAGAGGAUGCUUAACUCCUUAGAUUCUUCUUUCCAACCUUUUGGCCUCUCUUCUCCCUCUUCCCCUCCGGCCUUCGGGGACUCCCACGUCCCCCAUCCCCAGACCCUGGAUUCACUCCCCAGUUUCCUUCCCCUGUCACAUCACCCCUGCGGGUCCCUGGCCAGGACUUCGGGUCCCUCCGGCAGCAAGCUAGCUGAGGGUUAAGGGGGCGGGGCCGCCGCAUUUUUGGGGAGUGAGCGCAUCCUAGUGGCUGCCAAGAGGGGCGCGGGGCAGGGACCUCACCAAGACCCCCGCCAGGGGCAACAGGUGUUUGGGAGAUUAAGUCUCGGUCCUUGGGCGCCUCUUCUAGCAGAUCGACGGGAAAGGAGACCAGCAAAAAAGAAACCAGAAAUCAGCUUGGCCGGAAGGGGCGUCCGUGUGGAUGGGAUGGGGACGCCGGGGGAGGGGCUGGGUCGCUGCUCCCAUGCCCUGAUCCGGGGUGUCCCCGAGAGUCUAGCAUCCGGGGAGGGUGCUGGGGCUGGCCUUCCAGCUCUGGACCUGGCUAAAGCUCAAAGGGAGCAUGGAGUACUCGGAGGUAAACUGAGGCAGCGCCUUGGGCUGCAGCUACUGGAACUUCCUCCGGAGGAAUCGCUGCCACUGGGACCCCUGCUGGGGGACACGGCGGUGAUCCAAGGAGACACGGCCCUCAUCACACGGCCCUGGAGUGCAGCACGCAGGCCCGAGAUUGAUGGCGUGCGCAAAGCCCUCCAGGACCUGGGACUCCGGAUCGUGGAGAUGGGGGAUGAGAGCGCCACGCUGGAUGGCACCGAUGUUCUCUUCACGGGCCGGGAGUUUUUCGUAGGCCUCUCCAAGUGGACCAAUCACCGCGGAGCUGAGAUCGUGGCAGACACGUUCCGGGAUUUCGCUGUCUCCACCGUGCCGGUCUCGGGCGCCUCCCACCUGCGCGGCCUCUGCGGCAUGGGGGGACCCCGCACAGUGGUGGCUGGAAGCAGCGAUGCAGCCCAAAAGGCAGUCAGGGCCAUGGCUGUGCUGACGGACCACCCCUAUGCCUCUCUGACCCUCCCUGAUGAUGCGGCUGCUGACUGCCUCUUCCUGCGUCCUGGGUUGCCUGGUGCCACCCCUUUUCUCUUGCACCGCGGGGGUGGGGACCUGCCGAACAGCCAGGAGGCCCUACAGAAGCUCUCUGACGUCACCCUGGUACCUGUGUCCUGCUCAGAACUGGAGAAAGCUGGUGCCGGUCUCAGCUCCCUCUGCCUGGUGCUCAGCACCCGCCCCCACAGCUGAGAACCUGGCCUUGGGGCUCCAACUGACCAGGGGUUAGGGUCACAUAGUUGGUAGAAGGGAGAGAUAGGGGAUAGGGAGGGUAGAAGUGGGGUGAUGCCCCAAGGGUAGGGGAGGGCAUAGUGGAGGACAAAAGACUGGAGCCACUGGGCUCUCUGUCAGAACCAAUAAAACAGAAUAGGCCUUUUA